AUGCUCGCACGGCGCGGGGCGGCGGGACCCCGGCUCAGCCGAGUGGCCUCUCCAGGCCCGGGGCGGCAGUGCGGGGGCCCGCGGAGCUCCCGUGGGCUGGGGUCCCUGGUUCAGGUGCACCCCGCUCGGCGGACGUGCGCUCUGCGAAGCUGUUGUGAUCAAAACGGCAAACGGGCCCAGGCCUACACCCCCCACCCUUCCCUAGGGCGCCUCCUGAGGCUGGAUGCUGACAAAUAUGAGAAUGAUCCGGAAUUGGAAAAGAUCCGGAGGGAGAGAAACUACUCCUGGAUGGACAUCAUCACCAUAUGCAAAGAUAAGCUUCCCAACUACGAGGAGAAGCUUUGGAAUCAGUGUGCUAACAUCUGCAAAACAGCUGGCCCGGGCCUGUCGACUGCUGGGGAGAGCGCCGUCUUGGGACACUGGGCCUUCCCACCCAUGAGCAUGGAGAUCAAGGUGUUCUACCAGGAGCACCUGCACCUGGACGAGGAGAUCCGCUACAUCCUGGAGGGCAGCGGGUACUUUGACGUCCGGGACAGGGAGGACCAGUGGAUCCGCAUUUCCAUGGAGAAGGGAGACAUGAUCACUCUUCCCGCCGGCAUCUAUCACCGCUUCACGCUGGACGAGAAGAACUACGUGAAGGCCAUGCGGCUGUUUGUGGGAGAACCAGUGUGGACAGCAUACAACCGGCCGGCCGACCAUUUCCCCGCCCGGGAGCAGUACGUGAGGUUCCUGGCCCAGACGGCCUAGCGCACCGCACCCGGAGCAGCUCGCCUGCAGGCUCUGUGCAGCGCCCUGAGAGCCACCUCCUCGCUUUGCUUUCAUGCAGUGGACGGCAGCUGUCCUUCCUUUGCAGACACCUGAUCAGAGUACUUAUAAUGAAUGGAGCUGGGAAUCGAUUUCUCGUGGACAUGAAUGAAGUUGAGAGCCCCCGAUUCCCUCUGAUCGAUCCUGCUAUGUGCAAGAGUCUGGCGGGCAGCGCAGUCAUCCGUGACAGAACACAGGAGUCAGCUCCUGGGGGGUCGCUGCCCCUGGUCAGCUGACACCGGUCAGCCUGAGUGCUGUGCACAGGAGCAGUCCUAGAGACAGGCAGCCGGAGGGAGGCGAGGCGCUGUCCGCCCGGGGCACAUGGGCUGGGAAGAGCUCUGGCUGGUGUGCCUUGGGCUGCCUGUGUCCCCUCCUGUUGGGAAUAAAGUGCCUUGACCUCAUGCAGGGGCUUGGAGUUGCCUCUGAGUGCCUGUGGGUUUGCCUGGCU
Ictidomys tridecemlineatus (thirteen-lined ground squirrel) is the source of this 1252-nucleotide messenger RNA. Lineage: Eukaryota; Metazoa; Chordata; Mammalia; Rodentia; Sciuridae. The record is from RefSeq and is a predicted model, not a curated record.